AUGGACAGCAUCAACGGUGAGAGCAGUAGCACCAGCAAAAACAACAAUCAAAAUACCAAUUAUCAUCGUCGUCGCCAUCAUCAUCAUCAUCAUUUCAAAUCAAGAGAACCAUUACAAGAUCAUCAACACCUCCAGUUCCAUCAUGCUCAAGGACCAUUCUCAUUUCUCAACCCGACAAGAGCGCAUUUCACUUUCCAUCCUCCUGCAUCUAAACGAGGAGUCAAGCUUGUACCGAGAGAGGAGGAGGAGGCGGAUCAUGAAAUCAUCACCUCUGGUGCUGGUGCUGAUGAUGAUGACCACAAUCAUCGCAUCACCAAACCACCACCACCACCACCACUCACCCGAACCCAACCCGCCCAACACGUACGCUUCCUCUGGCGCUCUCGCGAUAACCGCAAGGGCCGCCACGCGCUUCAAAUCACGACUCCCCCGCCAGGAUCCAAGCGAAGAAUCACCGUGCCUCAACAUACAUCCCACCCAUAUCAAAUCCUCCUGGGCAUCAAACGAACUCUAACAUAUUUCCCCAUCUGGGAUAUAUCCUGGCUGGUGGCCAUGGCAUUUACACUCGGAAGUGUGGUGUGGGUCAUAAAUGGGUUUUUCAGUUGGUUGCCCGUGGUGGCGCCAUCGACUGAGUUUCCAGGUGAGAGUAAAUAUGCAGGUGGGAUUAGUGCAUUUAUUGGAGCGAUUGUGUUUUUUGAAGUUGGGUCGGUUUUACUCGUUAUUGAGGCCGUCAAUGCCGAUCAGGUUGGGUGUUUUGGGUGGGCGGUCGAAGAGGUUUUUGAAAGGGAGAAGAAGAAGUUGGAGGAGGAGAAUGAUAAUGAUUCCUCUUCCUUACAUGGUGGCCAUGGACAGAGAUAUCGUCUCACGGCCAGUACUGCUCAUUGUCGACAUCAUCAUCAGAAUAAGCGGAAUUUGGUGGGCAAGCCAUCGCGAAAAUAUCUGGGAUUGACAUCAACAACAUCCACCACCUCUACAACCUCAUCCCCAUCACCAUCACCAUCAUCCUGGCAAUGGCUCCCCACCCUCACAUCCCUUCGCACCCACUACAUCCACGACUUGGGCUUCCUCGCCGGCGCGGCCCAACUCUUCGCCGCGACCGUAUUCGGCAUCUCUGGAAUCACCGCGUUACCUGGAAUCAACGACCACCUCACUCCCCAGUGGCGAUUGAACGCCGCAUAUUGGAUUCCACAGGUCAUUGGUGGAUCCGGGUUUAUUGUGUCGAGUUCGUUGUAUUUGCUCGAGACGCAACGAAAGUGGUAUAUUCCUGCGCCGCGUGUACUGGGUUGGCAUAUUGCGUUUUGGAAUUUGAUUGGGAGUGUGGGAUUUACGUUGUGUGGUGCGUUGGGCAUGGUUUAUGGGAGUUCGGGCGCGCAAUAUCAGGCGGGAUUAGCAACGUUUUGGGGAUCUUGGGCGUUCUUGAUCGGGAGUUACUUACAGCUGUAUGAAAGUCUCGACAAACAUCCUGUGGAGCAGGUUUCAUCAAUGGAGGAAUAUGCUGAAUGA
Molecule: messenger RNA, 1503 nt
Organism: Exophiala mesophila
Lineage: Eukaryota; Fungi; Ascomycota; Eurotiomycetes; Chaetothyriales; Herpotrichiellaceae
Exons: 2
Coding region: 1-1503 (500 amino acids)
Source: RefSeq, a predicted model, not a curated record